AUGCAGCAAAAAGUACUUAGCUCACUGAACAGCCUGCAAGGCCUGGAUAACCAGAAAAGGAAAGAAGCGGAGAACUACAUCAUUCAAGAGUCCAUCACAAACUUCGCAAAUUUAAUUAGCAUUUUGCUGGACAUAUUGACACUUUCCACUUUGGGAAGUAUGGGGAACACGAUGACUGCGGGCCUCGUUCUCAAAACGCUCUUUGCGUGGGAGUCCCAGGAGAAGAUGCAGGAAGUCAAUCUGAAGUGGAUGGCUCUGAAGCCUGCAGACAGAGACCUCCUCAAAAGCAAGCUUAUUGCGAGUUUAGCCACCUGCUCUGGGUCGGUGGGAGAGAUACUCGGACAGUGUCUUGGGGCAGUGGCGAGAAUAGAGGUGGUAAAUAAGCGAUGGCCCACCGUUUUUUCCGAUCUCUCUGAAAUAGCUGGAGCUGCGUCUUCUGAUGUAACUCGAAUAAACGUAAUGGAGACCAUGGGAAUACUGUGCAUGGACACAACGGGGAUGGAUGACACGAUAAUAAUGCACUCAUCAGGACACAUCCUUACUGUGCUGAUAAACGGAGGAAGAUCAGAUAACGUAUCGACCCAAAAGAGCGCUUUUAAAAAUUUAGAUCGGUGUCUGGAGUUUAUCUCGCACAACAUAGCAAUAGAAAGCGAGUGCAUGGUCGUGAUGGAAACUCUCUUCAACGCGUGCGCAUCGAGCAGCGAUGAGAUAGCAUGUCUAGCCAUGCGGUGCUACACAGGCACUUUGUACAUGUACUACGAGAGCGUUGUAAAGUAUGUUGGAUUGGCGUUUGGAAACAUUGCAAUGAACUACAUGUAUUCAGAAAGCGACACAAAGAUCCUCAGCGCCAUGGAGAUGUGGGGAGCUGUUGCAGAGCACGAGAUAGAAACGGGGAAAAGCGAAAUAAUCAGCAAAGUCUUCAGCACCCUUGUGGGGCAGUGCAUUAUUCUAGCUAGAAAUCUAGAGCUCGAGCAGACAGACGAAUGGCUGCCCCACAAGGCAGCAUCUUCUCUUCUUUCUCUGGUCUCGCAGUGUGUCCCUGACAAAAUAUCGCAGGACAUAGUCAAUAGACUCUCUAGCACUCCUGUUAACCUCAUCACAGCAGUAGAAAACUUCAUCAACUCGCAGGAUGUAGUGAGAUUUGAGGCAGGAAUGAUUGUCCUGGGGUCUAUUCUCAACGAAGACACAGCGAAUGCCCUAAGCAAGCUAAUACAGCGCAUUGUUCCUGUGAUAUACAAAGCAUCAACACACGGCAACCCCGUGGUAGAAGACAGUAAAAUGUGGCUAUUUGAAAAACUUUUCAAAUACUCGUAUGUCUCCGUUGAGCAGUGCCAUUUGGAGGACGACAUAAUCAGAGAAAUAAUGAAGCUAAUCACAAAAAAAAAUGGAGAAACUUCGGUGACUGCUGCAUGGACUCUCAUGGGCAUAGCGAGUGCUGUGAGACAGCAGAGCAUGUACGACGCAGCCAGACAAGACCACGCAAUAUUCACCAACUUUACGAUGAUCCUUGAGUCUCUUGUGGGAACAUUCUACAAUCUUCCAAAUGAAGAGUACACACUGCGGGUGGCUCUCUCCUCAGCUAUUGGCGAAAUAAUCAAGGCCGCUAUUCCCACGUACUACUCGCACGUUCUUGGCUAUCUGUCUGAGUUUAUCUCAAGAACAACAAAUGAGCUCAUGAUGCCUGAUGUAAAUGAAGAGGCUAUCUCUUGCUAUAUGAACAUGAUACAGGCGUGCAUAAGCACGUGCUCGAGUGACCAGAUAUCCCAUGCCUCUCGAAGUAUAGUUAGUGUGUGUACAUAUAUAAUAGAUCGAAGCAAACUGAUAUCCCUAUACACAGAGGCAUACCUCACUCUUGAUCUGCUGGCUGAGCGAAUAAGUAUAGACUUUGCCAAUUACACAGAAGAGCUAUACGGGCUAAUAGUCAGAGACUUGAACAGCUUUUGCAGCGAAGAUGCAAAGGAGGAAGGAACUUCGAUAUUUGCCACGAGUCUCAUUAUGUUCAUUGGGUCCAUGGCAUCUGCUGUGCAGCUAGGGUUUAGCUCGCAGGUCAACCAGAUAGUUCCUUUGCUGAUCCGGGCUGUUGGCUCGCCGUAUCUCCCGCGAGAGGCCAAGGCCACUGCUAUUUCCACAUUCGCUGAUAUUUCUCUUGCAAUUGGAAAAAUUUUUGAUAAAUACCUGGGAGACAUGAUAGACAUUGCAGCGAGCGUGAUAAAGCUGAAGGACGAUGGAAGUGACAGCGGCUUUAUUCUAUCGCUUCGCGAGUCUCUGCUGGUGCUCUUCUCGUGCAUUGUCCAGGCCUCCAACGGAAAAAGCGAGCAGGUUGUAGGCCAUGUGGAAGUUAUGCUGGAGAUAAUAAAGAUAAUCGUCAUAGAAACGAACGAUUCAGCGUGCGUGAUUAAGUCUCUCUAUUUAAUAUCCGAUCUGUGGGUGCUGUACGGCACAGGAGAGUUUCCGCCGCUGAUUACUGCCCUGGAAAGCCCGUGGGUGUUUGAGUUCAUAACUGCAAAAACACGCUCGGAUGUCAGGGAAGUAAGAGACGCAGCCACAGCCACACGGCUCCAGAUAAGUUAUAUCAAUAACGAGUAG
Messenger RNA from Nematocida minor, 2586 nucleotides. Its product is annotated as importin subunit beta-1. The transcript has a single exon. The record is from RefSeq and is a predicted model, not a curated record. Gene Ontology annotation, cellular component: cytoplasm; nucleus. Gene Ontology annotation, biological process: protein import into nucleus. Lineage: Eukaryota; Fungi; Microsporidia. Bases 1 to 2586 code for a protein of 861 amino acids. Gene Ontology annotation, molecular function: nuclear import signal receptor activity.